Molecule: messenger RNA, 570 nt
Organism: Nerophis lumbriciformis (worm pipefish)
Lineage: Eukaryota; Metazoa; Chordata; Actinopteri; Syngnathiformes; Syngnathidae
Source: RefSeq, a predicted model, not a curated record
AUGGAUAGAAUUGUCAGCCUCCCAGGCCAGCCCAACAAUCCCACGAAAGUGACUCUUGUUGAGAGCAGCGCAGCUCCGGGUGGACUGGAACUUGUCAGCUCUUACGAGACCAAUAGAGUGGGGGACCCUAUGGAUCUCGUUGCAUUAGCAACUCAACUGCAGAAGGGAGAUGAUUUUAUUAAAGCCAAUGCUUGCAACAAACUGUCGGUAAUUGCUGACCAGAUCAGAUAUCUACAAGAAGUAGCAAAAAAGGUCUUAGAAGAUGCUAAAAGAGAUGCUGACCUCCACCAUGCUGCUUGCAACAUUGUGAAGAAGACCGGAAACAUGUAUUACCUCUACCAACGACCAUCUGGACAAAAAUAUUUUUCCAUCAUUUCUCCUAAGGAAUGGGGCCCAAGUUGUCCUCACCUGUUUGUUGGCGCAUUCAAACUCCAACACGACAUGUCCUGGACUCCUGAAGAAGAUGUGGAAAAAAGGGAUGCAGACAUAGCAAUGAUGGACAAGUUACUCACCCAGCAGACAACUUCACCAUCUGGCAUGGAACCCAAUUUCAAGGGCCUUACUAAUUAA